UAGGCCUUCGAGUAGCGGAGCAGGAUUUUUCGUGCUUACCUCUGCUCAUUCGAGUAGCGGAGCAAGAUUUGCUCCAUGGUUUAGGCCUUCAGGCAGGUGGUUUCUGGAAAGAAAUUCAGAUAGCCGAUUUCUCAUACUGUAGGAGUAGUUAUCAUCAAGAUCUGGAAUUUAAUCCGGAGGCUUGACACUUGCACCUUGGUACUCCCUCCUUCCCAAAAUCUUGGGCGUUUAAGUUUCUGCAUGUAAUCCCAUAAUCUAAGGCGCACAUGCCUUCCUCUCUCAAUCAGUUAAACCUAACCAUCCCUAUUUACUUGGAAAGAAGAUCGUGGAUGCCUCUAACUUUUCUUUUGAAUCGUUGUUGCCUCCCUAUCUACAACUUGUACGAUGGGUCAAAUAACAAUCCACGUACGCUAAUUUUCGUGCUAAAGACUAACACGCCUAACAAUGUGGGAAGGAGGGAAUACAUGAGAUCAUGUUAUUAUCUCAUCUUCCUGUUACAUCCUAUUGCUGCACCAAAAUGGUCAAAUAAAAUUUGCGGGAAACAUAAUCAGCUUUUGUUCGUCAGUAAGUUCAGAGAACACUACAGUGUUCCAAUAUCCGGUUGUCCUGUUAUCCACUGGAUUGUAAUCGAAGAGCAACAUAAUUUUUUAUUAUUACCGUUGUAAUGUACAGAUAUAUUGUUGUGAUCAACGGAGACUAAAGUGAAUUUUCUCUUUUCCCCGCCCCCCGGUUUGCAGAUCAUACCCGAGUUCCUGCUGCUGAAAUGGGUAGCACUGAAGCCCCAACGCCCGUGCAGGCACCUGUGUACUCCAUUGUGAACGAAGGCCCAGCAGCUCCAGCUGCCUGCUCCAUUGUGAACGAAGCCCCAGCUCCCUGGGCCUGACCUGUGGCAAAUGGCAAGCUGCUUGUCACCUGAACAAAGGGAGAAAAGGAAGAGGGAUGGAGAUGAUGAUGCCAUGGAUAAAAUGGAAAUGGCGAGAGUUCUUCAUGCAGCAAGAAACCAAGCGCACCUGUACACACGACUGUGAGGAUCCCGAUGGACACUUAGAGAGAGAGAGAAGGAAGAUGGCGGACGAGCGCUUCUCCACCAUCAUCAUCGGCGUACUUACCUGCCUCUGCACCACCAUCUUCGUCUUCCCUGUCUGGGCCGGUGAGGAUCUCCACAAGCUCACGGCCGGAAACCUCGACAAGCUGGCACAGUUUCUUCAAGGAUUGGAAUCUGAAUGCUUUGGAUAAAAGGCUGCCAGCGAGAAUUUGGAGGGAAAAGCCUUUCUGCAAGUGCACAAGAGCGUCCUCAACUCCAAGGCCAGUGAGGACUCUCUGGUGUUGUGUGUUCUGGAAGAUGGAAGAGGAAGAAAACCUAUUUUUGUUGAACUAAAUUUUCUGUAUUCUGUUUUGUUCUAUGUAUCAUUUGAUAGUUUUGUAUAGGAACAAGUGUUACUUAUUU
Triticum dicoccoides is the source of this 1447-nucleotide messenger RNA. RefSeq names its product aluminum-activated malate transporter 1-like. NCBI's taxonomy places the organism in Eukaryota, Viridiplantae, Streptophyta, Magnoliopsida, Poales, Poaceae. Bases 940 to 1236 code for a protein of 98 amino acids. Gene Ontology annotation, biological process: malate transport. The record is from RefSeq and is a predicted model, not a curated record. The transcript is spliced from 5 exons.